Molecule: messenger RNA, 9285 nt
Organism: Passer montanus (Eurasian tree sparrow)
Lineage: Eukaryota; Metazoa; Chordata; Aves; Passeriformes; Passeridae
Gene: ELK4
Product: ETS transcription factor ELK4
Exons: 5
Coding region: 32-1384 (450 amino acids)
Biological process (GO): regulation of transcription by RNA polymerase II; cell differentiation
Cellular component (GO): nucleus
Molecular function (GO): sequence-specific DNA binding; DNA-binding transcription factor activity, RNA polymerase II-specific
Source: RefSeq, a predicted model, not a curated record
GGAAAGCAAGGAUUUCUUAGAGCUCUCUGCUAUGGACAGUGCCAUCACCCUGUGGCAGUUCCUCCUCCAGCUGCUCCAAGAGCCCCAGAACAAGAACAUCAUCUGCUGGACCUCCAACGACGGGGAAUUCAAGCUGCUGCAGGCAGAGGAGGUGGCCAGGCUCUGGGGGAUCCGCAAGAACAAGCCCAGCAUGAACUAUGAUAAACUCAGCCGCGCGCUGCGCUACUACUACGUGAAGAAUAUCAUUAAGAAGGUGAACGGGAAGAAGUUUGUGUACAAAUUCGUGUCGUACCCAGAGAUCCUGAACAUGGAUCCCCUCGUGGUGGGCCGGAUCGAGGGGGACCCCGAAAUGCCCGGCUUUGGGGAGGUCACCAGCACCCCCAAGGACGUGGAAAACUGUGGCAAGGAGAAAUCCCAGUCCUGUGCUAAGCCCUCCAGCCGUAAUGACUACAUCCACUCAGGCCUGUACUCCUCCUUCACCCUCAACUCCCUCAACUCCUCCAGCGUGAAGCUCUUCAGGUCCAUCAAGAUCGAGAACCCUGCCGAGAAGCUGACGGAGAAGAAACCUCAGGACCCCACCCCUUCUGUCAUCAAGUUUGUCACCAUGCCCUCCAAAAAGCCUCCCUCUGCCCCCCUGGUCUCCACCACUUCAGCAGUGGCUGUCCCCUCCACGGCUUCUGCCACCCCCAGCGUGACCUCCUCGCUCCCCCUGGGCUCUGAGGAGACUCUGCAGACCCUGGAGACGCUGGUCCUGCCCAAGCUGAGCGUCCCUGAAGCUCCUCCAGCCCCUCUGCCAAACCUGAGCGCCAGCUUCACCCCGACCCCGCCCAUGCCCUCAGUUUCCCCCGCCCUGCAGGUGCCCUCCACGCCGCCCUCGCCGCCCCUGAGCUCCAACCCCGACCUGGACAUUGACACGGACAUCGAGUCUGUGGCUUCCCAGCAGCUGGAGCAGGCCCAGAGCCUCCAGCACCAGUCCCCAGAGCCCAAAGAGCAGCAGGAUUCAGCUGGGCUGGAGAAGGAGUUUGCCAAUCACCUCUCCAGAUCGAAAAAACCCAAAGGGCUGGAGCUGGCUCCCACUCUGGUCAUCACAGGCAGUGAUCCCAGUCCUCUGGGCAUCCUGAGUCCUUCUCUGCCAACUGCUUCUCUUACUCCAGCACUUUUCUCUCAGACGCCCAUCCUGCUGACCCCCAGCCCCCUGCUGUCCAGCAUCCACUUCUGGAGCACGCUGAGCCCCGUGGCCCCGCUCAGCCCUGCCCGCCUGCAAGGUGCUAACACCCUCUUCCAGUUUCCAUCCGUGCUGAACAGUCAUGGCCCAUUUACACUCUCUGGACUGGAUGGACCCUCCACCCCUGGCCCCUUUUCCCCGGAUCUGCAGAAGACAUAGCACAUGGAAUUCCUGCAGAAGGACACAGUGGGCAAGGCAAACAUGGGACACUUCCCUUCUGCCACCUUUUUUUAAAACAAGCAGUUUGUAAUUCCACAGAGAUUCUCAACAGUUGGAGUUGUUGCCAUUCCCGAAUCAAAAAAAAAAAAAAAGCCUUUUUUUGUGCAAAAAUUCCCCCUUUUUUUGGAAGAACCCAGGUUGGGAAUGUAUAUGCAAACGCCUUAAUAGGAGCUGCAGCUCCAGUCUCUUCUCCUCCUCAAUUUGGAAGGUUUUUCCCCAUUCCAAAAGGAAUUUUGGGUGGUGUUGCAGCAACUGAGUCUGCACUGACUGCAGCAAACAGCACCAGAGGAGGCUUUUCUCUGUGACUCUUGAAAAACAAACAAACAAAACCCUCUGUUCUUCUGCUUCCCGUGCUCAUCAAGGAGAACCCUGAAUCCUGAUGGAAGCUGGCAUUCCAGGAGGAGCUUGGGAAUGGGGUGUGUGCUGCCAGCUGUGCCCUGGGGCACCACGACUUGAGCAGCAACAAAAGCACCGGGGCUUUUCUGCUGCCCUUGUCUCUAUUUUUUUUUUCUUUUGUUUUGUUUUUUGCAGGGAGAAAUUAUUUUUUUUUUCAAGGAUUUAUUCCAAGUUUAUGUCCAGGACAAUUCUGUGGAGCCCCUGGGAGAAGAGGUGGGGCUGGAUUUGGGAUGUUUCCCUGCCCUCCUUCCCUUCCCAGCAAUGGUUGGGAUGAGCUCCUUCCACUUCUCACAGAGUUUGAAUGCUGGAGUCCAAACAUUUCUUGUGCCACAGCCUGGCAGCUCCCUGCUGGCUCAGCAGGAUGGGAGGAUUUUCUCUGCAGUUUUGGGGGAUUUUCCCUGCAGUUCUGGGGGGUUUUCCUGCAGUUUUGGGGGAUUUCCCCUGGGUUUUUGGGGGAUUUUCCCUGGGUUUCUAUCAGGGAAGUUGCUGCCUGACCUGCAAUUCCAGAGCCCAGCAGGGUGAGUGAGAACAGCAACAUCCCACAAUUAGUGUUGCUCUUCUUUCCCCACAGUUCUGGAAAAGCUUCCUGCUUUUCCCCACGUGGAAAAGCUCCUCUUUUGCCAGCUCUGGUCCCAGGUUCUGCAGUGGAGCUGGUGAUUUUGGGGUUUUUUUGGAGGGAGCACUGACCCAAACCAGGUUGAGGGGAUUCCAUGGGGUUUAAGCUCGUGGUAAAUCUGCUUUCACCUCCUUGGUGUCCUGGAUUCAUGAUGCAGGAUUGUUUCCCAGAGCCGUUGGAGGUGAGAUGGAAUUUCUAGGUGGAUUUUUACACCUCAGGAGGCCUUUUAAGAAAACUGAGGGGUGAAACAAUGAGAGCUGCUCCUCUCUCAGCCCCUCAGCCUGGGAGUGUUGGGCUGUGGCUCUGUGUCCUUCCAAUCUGGGGCAUCUGAUGUCAGGCAGCAACUUCUGGCUUUGAGUUGGGGGUGUCAGAGGAUCUUCCCCACCAAAUGUUCCCAGAAAACAGCUGGAGACAUCUCUUCCUUCAUCAUCCUCCGAGCUGCCACGAGCAGAGGAAGAUUUUCCCCUCUCCAGCACGAGGAGCUGACAGAGCUUGCUGUAAAUACUGCACCUAUUCCGUGGAAAAGUGGUGAACUCAAACUUUUCCAGAGGUUUUUUUUUGUUUUUCCUUCUGCCACUUUUGCAGGCUUGGAAUUCCCUUUAAAGCCACAACACCCAGGACUUUUCUUUUCCUGCAGUGAUGUUCCCUUUCUAUGUCCUGACAUUGAGAUACAGAAAAACCACUUUUGUGUGUUCCUGACGUGACACCUGGGACAGGUGGGUGGAACAGAGUCGCUUUUUUUGGGCAUUGUUCACCUGCCCAGGGGAAAAGUGGGAGAAAAAAAUAUUCCUUUUUCAGGUGGAGAAGCAGGGAGUGAGCUCAUGGAGUGACCUGUCUUCCUGUUGGCUCCUGUCAGAGGCAAAAAAUGCUUCACAUUUAGACAUCAGCAGAUGCAGGAGGAAAUUCCUGCACCAGCAGCUCUUAAAAUGUGCAAUAUUGACCUUUUUUUUAAUUUUAUUUUUAUUUUUGAAAUGCAGAAGCGAAGCUGCAGGUGAUCAUGAAGAGCAGGCAUCUGGAAUUUUUGUUUUUGGUUUGCAUGUUUGGAGCCUGCUCUGGGAAAUUUCUAGAGUUUGUAUAAAUAGCAGCACUUUGGUUGGUUCAGGUUGGCCAAUUUUAUGCCUACCAAAUACUUGGACUUUUGACAUUUGCAGGCUGGGAUUCGAAUUGAAAAUUCAUGAAUGAGCACUAAAAACUUGCAAUUUAAUUGCUUCCCUUCCCCCUUGUUCCCCUGUGGAGAAAAGCCAAGUUUAACUGUUGAAAAUUUGUGCACUUAAUUCUUUGUGAGCUUUUAUGGCUUUGGGCAGAGGGUCAAGCCCAAAAAAAAGUUCUUUGUGGGCUCCUGCUCCUCUCCAAGAAGCUUCCCAAAAUUGCUGUGCCACAGAGAUCCAGCUUUUCCUGUGGAAAUGCAGCCUGGAUGGGAAGCUUUCCACCAGGAACAAAUGAGUGUGGACAGGAUGAGAAGCUCAGGAGGCAGCUGGGGAAGGGAGAGGAGGUGGGAGAGGAGCAGCCCGUGCUGCCUUUUCUCCGCUGCAGUUUUCAGGUCACUGAAGGGAAUAUUUCCUUUUGAUGUGCUGCCUCUUGAGGCCCCUGGACUGACAGGGAGCUGCCAGCUCCUCCUGGGUCCCGUUCCUGACAGAGCUCCCUGGGGGCUCAGCUCUGUCACCUGCUGGUUCUUUAGGUCACUUCAGGAGCACUUUUGUGCAGCUCCUCACAAUUUGUUUUUAAUUUAGCCUAAGGCAGGUGGGCUUAGAGUAGAUUCUGGUUUAGUUCUGUACCGUGGUGAUUUAAAAAAAAAAAACAAAACAACAAAAAAAAUUUAAAAAUGCAGCAUUACAGAAGCUUUUUUUUUUUCCUUAGGUUCCUGUUGCUGGAGUAGCUUUGGUUUUGUGGAAUGCUUGGUAAUUUUUGCAUCAGUUUGUUCCUGGCUGGCUUGGGUUGUGUGGGAGGUCAAAGCAUUUUGGUAGAAGACAGACAAGAACCCAGCAUCCUCCCCAGGUCCUGGAGGUGGGAAUAAACCCCUGCUGUUGGUCACACCUUCCAUGAAACCCAAACAUUCAAAUUCCCUAGGAUUUAGGGAAUCCUGGAAGCUGAACUCGUGUCUUGCUUCUGGAAAUCUCUUUUUGUUUUGCUUUAUUUUUCCAUGGGGAGCUGCUGCUGCUGCCUGGCUCUCUUUGGGAUCCUGGAUUUUCAGUUCCUGGCAGGAGCAGCUCCUGGAAGCAGGAAAAUGGCCCAUGGCCAUGGAGCCCUGGGUGUUCUGUCUGUCCUGGGGAGGUGAUCCUGGUAAAAGGGUGAUGGAGGAAUUUUGGGGUUGUUUUAGCAGCAGCUUUAGGUUUAGAGCUUUGUUUCAGAGCCGUCCUCAGCAGGGGAUGCAAUUCCUGUGCCCAGCUUUUGGCACAUUCAAGCUCUGGUUUGCAAUAGGAAGGGAUAAAAUCCCUGGGGUUGGACAAUUCCUUGUUUUCACUUGCAGCAUCCCAGCUUUGUGUCCAUGGAAUCCUUGGGGUGAUGGGGUGGUGUGUGAGAACAGAAGGGCUUUGGUGGGGAUCAUUUCCCCCCGAUGCAUUUUCAGACCUCAGCUAUCUCCCAGAUGGAACAUUUUGGGUUUUUGGCGUUGAUUCAGGGGGCAGUGAAGCUGCUGAGGUGCAGAUCUCCUUGUCCAGCUUCCCCCAGGCCGGGGAGCUCCAUCCCUGGGGCUCCAGCUGGGGUGGGGGGGAGUGAAGGGCCCUGCUCCCCUCCUGGAGCUUUUCCUCCAGCUGAGACCAGCUCUGCCCCUCUGGUGGGUUCAUUCCUUUAUUCACCUCGUUCUGCUCCUGUUUUCUGGCAGUUUUGAUGUGCUCUGCAGUUGAACCUCUCCAUUUUUAAGGCAGAUUUGUUUCCAGUCCAUCUCAGUGUCAGCUCUGGAAAUCAUCCUCAGCAGUGGGUCAGAGAACGUUGUUAAAAUCCACAGGAACUGAAAAACUUCUGAGUUUUGGUGGCUGUUUUGGUUUGUUUCCUUCCUCAGCUCUGUGAGGAAUAGAAUCUGGAUCUGGAAGAGUAGAAAUGGGGGAAAAAAAAAGAAAAUAAGAGACCUCUUGGCCUCUGAGCUGGUGGGGUGAUUUUGUCCUCAAAAUCAGAGUGGGGCGUUGCAAGCAGCCCCUGAGAGGAGCCCCAAAUCCUUGAGUAUUCACUCAGGAGCUCUCCAGGGUGUUUGAUGAGGGUGCUGCUGCCUAAACAGAGGUUCGUGGGUUGAUUUGGAGUUCAUUAAGCAGCAAUUAGCAGUGGCUGUUGAGUGUGAGCAGAUCCAGGGGAGUGGGACAGGAGCUGCUGGAAUCAGAGCUGGCAGAGGAAGAUUUUGGGAUCAAAUGCAGUUGAUCCCAAAAGUUUUAUGUCCCUUUGCCUUGGGGAAUGUUUAUUCCCCUCAGGUUUUAGAGCUCAGAAGUUGAUUUGGAAUAAUAAAACUGGGAAAAAAAAUGCAAAAGGGAGAAAAAUCUAGGGAAACACAGCAGUUGUGUGUGAGAUCUGGAAUUGAUCGGGGGGUGAAUCCUUCCCCAGCAGGAAUUCUGGGAGGCCAGAAUCCUGGGAAUCAGCACACAUCCAGCAGCAGCUGCUCCAGCUUCCUGGGCUGGGCAGGUUCUUUGUGUCUUGGGGGGAUUGAAAUCAAUUUAAAUCAAUUUAAAUCCAUUUUUAGCACCCCCACCCAGCUGUGUGUGUCCUGUUCAUUCCUGGAGUGCACAUCUGCUUUGGGAAGGUGAUUUUGGCAGCUGCUCCAGCUUCCCUGGGCUGGGCAGGUUUUUGGUGUCUUGGAGGGAUUGAAAUCAAUUUAAUUUGAUUUUUAGCCACUCCAGCACCCCCAUUCCCAUCCAGCUGUGUGCCAGUGUUGUCCUGUUCAUUCCUGAGGCAUUUUUGGGGCACAGAAUUCCACUGGGAGCGACUGGGGAGGGGAGAGGUGGCUCUGGACAGAGAGAAAUCCUUGGGAAUGGAACCAAAUCUUCCUCCAGAGCCUGGUUUUAGUCAGGAGGGCAAAACAGAGGAGCCACCAGGGCAGCGCUGCCCAUUCCUGUCGGGAUUCCCUGAAGGGCUCGGGGCAGAAAGGUGAAAUUUUGGGUUUGGUUUCAGUCAAUCCUGCACUGAGGGAUUUUAUUCCUGCCAGGAACAAGCAGGAAUCAGGAGAAGGUGUUCCCUGCAGGUUGUUUUUCUGUCUGACCACAGGUGGGCAAGGCCUUGUUUCUCCCUGGAUAUUCCAACAAAAUAUCUGCUUCCUAUAAAUUAUUUUGGAACAAAACCACCCUAAAACUGGCAAAAAAUGAAUUUUGUUUCCACCUCCCAAAGAAAGCAGCAGAUUUUGCUUGUGGAGCUCUUCCAGGCCCUGAUGAGAAGCACACUCUGAGAUGAAAAUUUGUAUUUUUUUUUAGAUUCCUCAGUGUUUAAAGUCUGCCUGGAGCACACGUGGGUCAUGCCUGGCAGGAUGUGUUCCCAAAAAUCCAGAUAAAUAUCCCCAUCCUCCCUCUGAGCAGAUUCUGCACUCUGCAGUGGCCACUUUGAAAUAUUUUGCACUCCCUUGGGAGGAUUUUUUGGGUUUUUUCCUUCUCUUUUAGCACUCAAAUCAAUCCUGCCCCAGCGCGCACUCGUGAGUUGCCAAAGGUUUAUUUUUGACAUUGUUGGUUGCCACAUCUCCCGUUUAAAAAAUGUCUUAAAUGUGUUUUUGAGUAGUUUUGUGUGCAUGGAACAGAAGUUUGGGCUUGAUUUCAGAGAUUUCUCUGCUGAGGUUGUGCUGGAGGAGGUUUUCAUCUCAAACAGGAGAAUCCUGAGCCUUGGAAAUCAGGGAUCGAGUGGAGACAGUGAGGAGAGGCUGCAGCUGAUUCCAGCCCCAUUUCAGCAGUGCUGUACCAUAACUGGAAGCUGUCGUUGUUUAUUUUGAUUUUUUCCUUUCCUUUAGGGUGAUUUCUCUGUGGUUUUGGGGCACGGGGAGGCUCUGAGGGUGGCCUGUGCAUGGUUCCUGGAGUGUGCUGUGUGCUGGGGUGGGGGGGCUCCAAUUUUCCAAUCCCUGGCGUUGCUCUCAGCUCCCUGGGAUCAGUUUUGGGGCUGUAUUUUUAUUUUUAUUUUUCCCUAGCAUGUCCUAACCCCUCCAAGCUUUGAAACUGCUUCCUAGAAUUGUGUUGACUUUUUAUUUUUUUGUUGUUAUUGUGCUGUUGUUCAGUUGCACAGAGGUUUUUUUUUUCUGUAUAAAACAUACUUUUGAAACGUUUCAUUCUCUGUGAACAGGGUUGAGAUUUAUUCUUUGUAGCUUUGAGAAAGAUCCUGAAAUUCCCUUUUCCAACCUGUUUUGUAGCCUGUUGCAGUGUUACCAGAUGGCCUUAUGUACGUCACAGUGCUUUGUGAUGGGUACAGUAGCACAUUUAAUGCUUCUUCCCCUCUGUUUUUAGAGCUGAGAAGUUGAUUUGGAAUAAUAAAGCUGGGGAAAAAAAAAAAAAAAGGGAAAAAUUCCAGGGAAACACAGUGGUCGUGUCCCCUACAGGAGAUCAGGGCAGCUGGAAUUCAUCAUCCUUGUCCAGCAGGAAUUCUGGGAGGCCAGAAUCCUGGGAAUCAGCACACAUCCAGCAGCAGCUGCUCCAGCUUCCUGGGCUGGGCAGGUUCUUUGUGUCUUGGGGGGAUUUAAGUCAAUUUAAAUCAAUUUAAAUCAAUUUAAAUCCAUUUAAAUCCAUCUUUAGCCGCUUUGGGACCCCCGCCCAGCUGCGUGUGUUGUCCUGUUCAUUCCUGGAGUGCACAUCUGCUUUGGGAAGGUGAUUUUUGGGGUGGUUCCUUGCUGGAAUUUUCAGGCUGAGCCGGGUUCUUGGCAGUUUUUUGGGAGCUGGGAGCAGAUCCCUCCCUCUGGAGCUCUGGGCUGGAGUUUUGCCUUUCCCAGUUUUACCUGGCUGGGAUUUCCAGAACAAUCAGUGGGGAAAACAACAGAAAGGGGGAACAUUUCCAGUGGCUCUUUCCAGAACAGAGUUGCAUUUUUCUUUUCUCUAUAAAUAUAUAUAAAUAUAUAUAUAUUACAAAUUCAAGAGGCAAAGUUUUGUUGUAGUGAGUGUCUGAAACUUCCUACACUGGAGACUUUUCUGGACAAGACAGCUGUAAAAGUCACCCCUUGUUCCAGCCAGGUGACCCUGCCUGGGACAGAAUUGCUUCUCAGUCUAACUUUUUAUUUUUAAAUACCUUAUUAGAGUAUCUUAAUGCCAUUGUGUUUAAAAAAAAAAUGCUGGUAUGUAAUGCAAGUACAUAAAUAGCCAAAGUUUUCAGUAAUUGUUCAGUGUUACUAAAUUUUGCUUUUAUUUAACCUUCUGAGAUAACAUUUAGGAAGACCUUCAGCGUGUAAAUCAUCCUGAAAAUUCAGAGUAUGAGCAACUGGAUUAGGGCAGGGAUGGAGUUGUUUGAGCACAUUUCAGGUUUGAAUACAAUCAGGAGGCAAAGCUUUUAAGAUGCAAAAACUUCCUUUGCACUGUCCUGACACUUCAAAGUGACAAAUGCUGCUUUGGCAGUGGCUCUUUGGGAAUUGUUAUUCAAACAUCAUGAAGGUCUUUCCUGAGAAAUCAGGUGACUUUUUUCUAUUGCUUCGAUUUUUGUGCAAAAAAAAAAAAUGCAACAAAAUAAAAAUCAAUGUAUUGCAAUCUUUUUUUUUAAAAAAAAUGGGGUGGGAAUAGUUAAAGAAAACUAUUUUAUGUAAGAACUGACAGAGGGAUUUUGCUUUGUAUAAUGCAAGCUGGCUUUAAAAAAAGCAUUGUAGCAAAUUAUUCAAGUCAAUCAUAUGUUAAUAGUUAUGUGCAACCAGACAUGCAAAACAAUUGUAUUUUUUUAAAUAAAUAUUUUUAACAAA